Messenger RNA from Triticum turgidum subsp. durum (durum wheat), 198 nucleotides. The record is from the annotation of a GenBank genome assembly. NCBI's taxonomy places the organism in Eukaryota, Viridiplantae, Streptophyta, Magnoliopsida, Poales, Poaceae.
AUGUGCUGCUGCCCGAGCAAGGCGUGCUGCAUCUGCAUGCUCAUCAUCCUCGUGCUCAUCGCCGUCGGCCUCGUCUUCGGCUUCGGCGUCUACACCCGCGGCUUCCACAAGCUCUCCUCCAACAUCCACCUCCAGGACGGCGCCUCCUACCGCGCCUACGGCCACCUCAACCUCGCCCCGCCGCCCGCCUACUACUAG